AUCCAGAGCACUGGCUAGAGACUAGAGUCUGUGGGGGUUAUUUGAUGCAGUCUGGUGGUCACUGAGUAACUGGAAACCGUCCCCGGGGCUGCGGGCUUUGAGCGGCGGAGGCCCCGGGCUCAGCGCGGUCCCUCCCCGGGGGCGGUGCCGGUCUCCGGGCCUGCCCUCCCUCCCUCCCUCCCUCCCUCCCUCUCUCGGUGCCGGAGCCCGGGCCUGUCCUCUCUGGGAGCCGGGGAUGUGGGCCCUCGGCCGCUCGGUGCCGCCCUCGGCCUGGUUCAGGCCUCUCGGAGCGGCGAGUCGCCGGGCCGCUGUUGGAGCGCGGCCGCCGGGCAGCGAGGAGGCGGAGAGGUCGGUGUCUGGACGGAGGCGGAGUAAGGUGCCCCAGAGUCCAACCUGGAAGCCCGUUGAAUACAGCCAGUCUCCAGAGGUAUCUAUGGAGAUGAUUGACCAUCUAGAACGCCUGGCACUUGUAGAUUUUCAGAACCAGGAGGGCGUGCAAAGGCUGGCAAGUGCCAUACAGUUUGCCAACCAGUUGCAUGGUGUUGACACAGAUGGUGUGGAGCCUAUGGAUUCAGUGCUGGAGGACCGGCCUUUGUAUUUGCGUGCAGAUGAGGUUACGGAUGGUUACUGUACCGAGGCGAUCUUGAGCAAUGCAAGGCACAUUGAAGAGGAAUACUUUGUGGCACCUCCAGGAAAUAUUCCACUUCCACGGAAAGAGGAGAGAGAUGCUCUUCAACCUUCCAAAUGGUAAACAUGGAUCGACUGCUUUUGAACAGAUAUUGAGAUCACAGAAUACACUGCAUCAGGGAGAUCAUAUCUGAUCCACCGAGGAACCAAGUCAACAACAUUUUCAGUUGAACUUUAUGUUGAAGGGCAAUGCCAUCAUAUAUUAAUCUAUUCAUGCAUGUUUCUGGUGUCAACAUUUUAUUUUGUUAAAUGCCACAUAGGGUCAACUAAGACAAAAACAGAAAAGCAUUGGCACCUUGGAAGCAUUCUUGCCUGAGGCAGAAAGCUGUGGGUAGGAAUCCAGAACUGCAUCUAGAACAGGGGUCUCCAAACUAUGGCCACAUCCGCCCCGCAACAAGCUCUUAACACAUUCCGUGCGGCGGGCUAUUUAGCGAGUUCUGUGGUAGCGCAGCUUUAGAGAUACAGUGCGGAAACAGGCCGUUCGGCCAUUGAAGCGAUGCCCGUACCCACUAGCACUAUCCCACACACACCCGGGACAAAUUCAAUUAACCUGAAAACGUGGAGUGUGGGAGGAAACUAGAGCACCCGGAGAAAACCCACGCAGGUACAAACUCCAUACAGACAGCACCCAUAGUCAGGAUGAGGGUGACCCGUGAACAGCUCCCGCUCUGGACGCCACACUGACCUGGACCCUUUGACAGGGUCUCUCGGUGUGGCCAGGGGAAUCCUCCCCUCCUUUACCCCCCCCCUCUCUCACCAGCCCUGCGGAGAUCGGUGGAUCGGUAGCUGGCUGUGUGUGUGUGUGCCCGAUGGGUGAGCAAUAUGUGUGCGUGGGUCUUUGUUAAUAUGCCUGAGGGGUGAUCACGGUGCAUGUGUGUGAGAGGGAUAGAGAGAGAGAGUGAGAGAGCCUGUCUGUCUGGAUCUAUGUGUCUGUUUCGGUAUGUGGGAGUUCAUGUGUGCAUUUCUAUGUGUAUGUGUGAUAUUUCUUUAUUUUUUCCUACGGCCUGCAGAAAUGUGCCAAAUAUAUGUGGCCCUCAUGCUGAAAAGUUUGGAGGCCCCCGAUCUAGACUAACACUUGCAUGAUACUGAAGGACUAUCACACUGCUAAACUAGCUAGUCUAUUUUUGAGAUCCAAAAAAGUAGUGUUCCAGGGUGAAAUGAAAGAUGCUGUGGCCCAGUUUUGAUGAGUCAUCCCCAGAACUGCAGAUAAACUUCAUUGAAAGUGUUAUGAAGAUGUUCAAGAACACUUGCAAGUCAUAAUUUAAAAUCUCAUCCAAAAGACAACAUUGGUCUUUGCUAGCCCGCUCCUAUCACUGAAAUGCCAGUUUGGAGACUCGCAUCAACUGGCCAGGGGGUGGUGCUACCAUCUUCUAAACAGACAAGCAUCAACACCAUCUCCAAUACCCUCCAUAACUUGAAUUCAGCUCAUUCCGUGUUGAAAUGAACUUUCAACAUAAUUAAAGUUAAUUACCGUUAACUUAUUUUCAGUUUGUUUGGUAUUGUUAAUACUAUAUCUGAAUAGCUGUGUCUGUGGAUUAAAGGCUCAGAAAUUAAACACACCAGUCCCCUGGCUACUUUAUUUAUUUAAUAAAAAAGGGAAGUGUGUUUAGUUAGCUGAAGCCAGAAAAGAUUAAGUCAAUAAUAAAAAGGAAAAAAGUUUAUUCAAAGCAUCGCAUGAAAUAUAGAACUGAAGAUAAAACCUAACCGCCAGUGAUGGAAUGUGGAUUAAAAAGAAAUUUUUGACUACCAAGUCCUCAUCUAUAUUGGGGUUUCGGUGAAUAUCGAGGAGAGCUUCUGCUUUGAUAGGGAGAAUAACGACCUCUGGAAAUGGACCUUGACCUUGAUCUCUCAUAACUAGAACUUCUGGGCUUGUCAGCACGAACUCGAAUAUAAGCAGUUUCUCCCUGGAAAAGAAAUUAUGUGCAUUAGAGUCAAGAGAAGAUUCAGUUGGAAAAAAAUUAACAGCAGAAUUCAUAAACAGUGGUUCAACAAUAAACAAUUCUUUGGGCAGGAA
Messenger RNA from Amblyraja radiata (thorny skate), 2701 nucleotides. It is a transcript of the gene gatc, whose product is annotated as glutamyl-tRNA amidotransferase subunit C. The coding region runs from base 236 to 751 and encodes 171 amino acids. The record is from RefSeq and is a predicted model, not a curated record. Gene Ontology annotation, cellular component: mitochondrion; glutamyl-tRNA(Gln) amidotransferase complex. NCBI's taxonomy places the organism in Eukaryota, Metazoa, Chordata, Chondrichthyes, Rajiformes, Rajidae. Gene Ontology annotation, biological process: regulation of translational fidelity; mitochondrial translation; glutaminyl-tRNAGln biosynthesis via transamidation. The transcript is spliced from 5 exons.